GUAUUCAUCCUAAAUGAUUCUAGAAAGUUUGUUCUGAUUCAAUGUAGUGUUCUGUUCCCUGCCUUUUCCUUAUUCAUCCUAAGAUUUCAUGAAGCCUAUAAUUGCAAUUAUUCUCCAUAUUAUCUAACCAUUUUUCGCUUUAUGUUCUUACUGUCACAAAUGUUCCUACUGUCAAAGAUAAACGACAUUUGGGACUAAAGCUUGGAAUAGCGAGCACUGUGUUCAUCCUCUACCAACGGCAGAAGAAAGCUCUCAAAUAUGCUCGCUCAUACUCAUUUUCACAAGGCAACUCCUUACCUCCACAGACUGAUUCUGAGAUGGGAGUCUUCCCUGGAGUUCAUCAUUUUAGCUACAAUGAACUUGAAAGGGCCACCAAUAAAUUUGAUUCUACAAGUGAGCUUGGUGAUGGAGGCUUAGGCACUGUAUAUUAUGACCAGGCAAACUACAAGAUGGGCGCCUUGUUGCAGUCAAACGCUUAUAUGAAAACAAUACAAAAGAGUUGAGCAAUUCUGGAAUGAAAUUGGGAUCCUAGGACAGUUGCGUCACCCAAAUCUUGUCCCACUUUAUGGCUACACUUCUCGCCACAGCUAUGAACUCUUGCUUGUAUACAAAUGCAUUUGUAAUCGCACUAUUGCUAACCAUCUUCAUGGUGAAGGUGCCAAAACUGGUUCACUUUCAUGGUCCAUUCUUUUGAAGAUUUCCAUAGAGACUGCAAAUGCAUUGAUAUACCUCCAUGCUUCUAAUAUUAUCCACCGUGAUGUGAAAACCGACAACAUUCGUUGACGAGAACUUUUGUGUUAGAGUUGCAGAUUUUGGACUUUCUAGUCUCUUUCCAUUAAAUGCUACCCAAGUUUCUACUGCUCCAAAGGGGACUCCUAGUUAUGUUGGUCCUGAAUAUCGUGAAUGCUACUAGCUUACAGACAAGAGUGAUGUCUUUAGCUUUGGGGUUGUCUUGAUUGGGCUAAUAUCAUCCAAGCUAGCGGUUGACAUCACCAGGCACCGCCAUGAGAUAAACUUGUCUAACAUGGCCAUCAACAAGAUUCAAAACCAAGCAUUGCACGAGCUUGUAGAUCCAUCUCUUGGGUUUGAAUCAGACUACAACAUAAGAACAAUGAUAACUUUAGUGACAGCAGUGGCAUUUCAGUGCCUUCAAGGUGGGAAGGACGUGAGACCAAUGAUGAGAGAGGUCCAUGAGGCUUUAAAGGAAGUACAGAGUGGAAACUACAAUAAAGUGAAGGUAGGUGAUCAGAUGCACGUUUUAGCAAUUGAGGAUGUGUUGUUGAAGAGUGGACCUCAGACUCUCUCCUCGGAUUUUGUUACUGCAAAAUGGGUUAGUAACUCUUCAACAUCUAAUGCCAGUAUUUGAGUUUUUUCAGCUUCUUAUUUUGCUAGAAUUUGAAGGCAUAUAAUGAAUAGUGUGUACAACUUGUAACAUCCACCAUAUAUUCAACAAAAGAUGGUGUCUGUAAAUUUCAUCCCAGACUAGACCUUAUAAUCCAAAUUGGAAUGUACACGGUUUAGGAGAUACCAAGCUCUACCUGGUAUAUAAAGCUCAUUUACCUGA
Messenger RNA from Rubroshorea leprosula, 1564 nucleotides. NCBI's taxonomy places the organism in Eukaryota, Viridiplantae, Streptophyta, Magnoliopsida, Malvales, Dipterocarpaceae. The record is from the annotation of a GenBank genome assembly.